Lactuca virosa is the source of this 324-nucleotide messenger RNA. NCBI's taxonomy places the organism in Eukaryota, Viridiplantae, Streptophyta, Magnoliopsida, Asterales, Asteraceae. The record is from the annotation of a GenBank genome assembly.
AUGGCCCUAAAUCUGAUUACAAUCGUUCUCACCGCUUUUGCUAUCUCAAUCGAGACUGUAGUGGAAACAGGAUUCGGCAUGGGGAAUCCUUCGAUUCCACAGAAGAACAGGUAUCAUAAAAAGGCGUAUUUCAUGGUUUUCCUUGGAUGGAUUUCAUAUGUGCUAGGCUUUGGGUUCCACAACUGUGGAUUUGCUUUCUAUGGAGAACACAAUGGAAUCAUUUACUCGGUUUUCAUUGUGUUUGAAGUCUUCACGGUGGGGAUGUCAAUUUACACUCUUCACGACUUCUGGAAUACCAGUGAGCAAUAUAUCCAUGACGAUUGA